AUGAUUAGAUCAAAAGCUGUUCGUGCUUAUGCAAUCGGAGCUACGAACGCUCUCUUUGUCACGAAGAAGGAUCUGCUUGACGCAAUAGUUACUAUUGACGAUCAAGGAUCCGGUCAAGUAACCUUACUAGACCCGAAUCUCAAAAGAGAACUUAACCUCACUUCUGCUGAUCUUCGAUUUGGCGAUUAUAUCAUGAAAAAUGUCGAGGACAACAGAAGAUCCACCGCCCUGUUCGAAGGUAGCGACGAAUGGCUACGAUUACAAAUGCGUGAAUAUCUACUCUCAAUGGGUGCUAGUGCUCGAUCUGACCUAGCUGUCGCUGUUAAUGACUAUGGAACUGCAUUUAUUCACAGUUGGAGGAGUACAAGGAAUUAUCGAAUAUGGAUGGCCGGUCCUCAUGAGGACUUGGCUGGUGUAGUACCUGGGCAUGCAUUUGCUGGGCAGCUGGGUGUUUAUGAUGUCUUAUUACGAGUUGAGCAUUCAGUAGGAGGAUCUGAAGGGGCACGCAGAGCCCUGAGUGCCAUUACAACUACAGGAAAAAAUAUCGGUGAGACGGGGAAUAAAGUUCGGCAAAGUUUAUCAAGUUGGCUGAAGGGCAGCCCUACAAAUGAGGAAGGAAAGGAAGCUACAGAGGAUAUGGUUGAUGAUUCAAAGGUGAAUUGA
Messenger RNA from Strongylus vulgaris, 663 nucleotides. The record is from the annotation of a GenBank genome assembly. NCBI's taxonomy places the organism in Eukaryota, Metazoa, Nematoda, Chromadorea, Rhabditida, Strongylidae.